Molecule: messenger RNA, 4296 nt
Organism: Oncorhynchus keta (chum salmon)
Lineage: Eukaryota; Metazoa; Chordata; Actinopteri; Salmoniformes; Salmonidae
Product: 5-hydroxytryptamine receptor 7-like
Exons: 1
Coding region: 12-827 (271 amino acids)
Biological process (GO): chemical synaptic transmission; smooth muscle contraction; vasoconstriction
Cellular component (GO): membrane; dendrite
Molecular function (GO): neurotransmitter receptor activity; G protein-coupled serotonin receptor activity
Source: RefSeq, a predicted model, not a curated record
UGUAGCCUUGUAUGUUUAUCCUGCUUGCAUUUCCAUAUGGGAUAAUAAAGUUUACCUUGCUAAAUUAUUUUUGUUUCUUCUCUCUCAGGUAUCUGGGAAUCACCCGGCCCCUCACAUACCCAGCCAGGCAGAACGGUCAGCUGAUGGCCAAGAUGAUCCUGGGGGUGUGGUUGGUGUCCGCCUCCAUCACCCUGCCCCCCUUCUGUGGCUGGGCCAAGAAUGUCCACACGGGCGGCGUGUGCCUCAUCAGCCAGGACUUUGGCUACACCAUCUACUCCACGGCAGUGGCCUUCUACAUCCCCAUGCUCGUCAUGCUCUUUAUGUACUACAAGAUCUUCAGGGCCGCCCGCAAGAGCGGUCUGAAGCACCGCUUCACCGACUUUGCCCGGCGGGAGCGGCUGGAGACAGUGGCCAGUGAGGCGCUGAGGAUGCAGGGCCUGAAGCCGCAGGGUGUGGCCGAGGAGUGUGCGGCGCUAUCCCGUCUGCUGUCCCGUGAGCGCCGCAACAUCUCCAUCUUCAAAAGGGAGCAGAAGGCAGCCACCACGCUGGGGGUGAUCGUCGGUGUGUUCUCUGUCUGCUGGCUGCCCUUCUUCAUCCUGUCCACAGCUAGGCCCUUCAUCUGCGGGGUGGAGUGCAGCUGCGUGCCCAUCUGGCUGGAAAGGUUCCUCCUCUGGCUGGGUUAUGCCAACUCCCUCAUGAACCCCUUCAUCUAUGCCUUCUUCAACCGGGAUCUGCGAUCCACAUACAAGGACCUGCUACGAUGCCGCUACCGCAACAUCAACCGACGCCUGUCCGCCGCGGGCGUGCAUGAGGCCCUCAAGGUGUAGGAGGAAGAGGACAAGGAUGAGGAGGAGGAGAGUUUGGAGCCCCAGAAGCGUCCAAGGAGUUUUAAAUGCCGUCCUUAUUGCAAAAACUACUGGGAAGUGCAGUUUCUGUGGUUGUAUAAUGGAAGCUUAGAGGGAUGACCUGUGACCUGGCAGUAGUAUUGUAGAUAAAGACAGAUAAAGACAGAGGCUGACUGUAACUUCCUCUCUAACCCACUGCAGAGGCACAGAGAUAAGGCCAUUCCUUAGGCCUGUGUCUGUGUGACUCACUCAGUCAUUCUAUUUUGGGAUAAAAACCAUGGACCGUAUUUGACGGGAUAUUCAAGUUGACACUGGCUUUGUGCAUAUGCUACACAGUCCUGACUUCAUAUUCAUGUCUGGUGGAUGGUGCAUUGACUGGGGAAAUGACAUGCGGACCCAGGCGAUAAUUCUGGGUCAUUCAAAGCAUGGGCUGCGAAUAGAUUUUUGCAUGAUGAUAUUUGCCAAAUUGAUGCUUGAGCAAGUGGGUGUCAGUGGCUAUUGAUUUAAACCAAUGAAGGUUACGGAAUCGGUAUCUACAUAACUGUUUCCAGUUCAUCUUGACUGUGGUACAGUAGGUGAUGAUGGUGAACAAUUGAAAGUGGUCUGUAUAGGUAUAUGUGAAUCUAUUACUUUGUGGAGGCAGUUAAGUGUUUUCUGUUUACCAACAAAAACACUGCAGAACAGAGGGGUAUACUACAAAGCAGGAUCAAGGAGCCUGAAUAUUCUGAAAAUGUUGAACGUUUUCAGAAAGAUUAUCUUGAAAUUGCCAUUGUCUCAUUGACUCAACAACCAAAAACACAUACAUGUAUCUAUGUUUAGCUUUUUUAAUGAACCAGAAAAUCAUCUGUUAUUUGUAGUUGUUUAUCAAAGUUAGCUGGCUAACUCACUGAAUCUGCUUUGUAGUAUACACCUCAGAAGGCACCUUUGCGUUGUCAUUUUAUUUCCAGACAUGCCUUUGACUGUCAGUUUCUCUAUUCAAUCAUUGAAUAGAAUACAUUGAUCUCUGCUGGCCAACAUCACUUAGAUAUUAAAGAGUUAACUACAAAGUCAACCCAAGGGACACACACAGAUCCAAGGGACACACACAGACGCAAGGGACACACACACACAGAAGCAAGGGACACACACACACAGACGCAAGGGACACACACACACAGACGCAUUGGACACACACACACACAGACCCAAGGGACACACACACACACACAGACGCAAGGGACACACACACACACAGACCCAAGGGACACACAUACACACAGACCCAAGGGACACACACACACAGACCCAAGGGACACACACACACACACAGACCCAAGGGACACACACACAGAGACCCAAGGGACACACACACAGACCCAAGGGACACACAUACACAUACCCAAGGGACACACACACACAGACCCAAGGGACACACACACACAGACCCAAGGGACACACACACAGACCCAAGGGACACACACACACAGACCCAAGGGACACACACACACAGACCCAAGGGACACACACACACACACACAGACCCAAGGGACAUACACACAGACCCAAGGGACACACACAGAGACCCAAGGGACACACACAGAGACCCAAGGGACACACACAGAGACCCAAGGGACACACACACAUUACAUGGCCAAGAUAGUAUAUUACUUUUGAAUAUAAAUCGUAAUGCAAAUGAAAGCCAACAAACAAAAGUUAAUCUUUCAAUGUUACCACAAAGCACUUGAGGGUAGCAAAUAUGACAAGCCUAUGAUUUGAAGUGAUUUAAUGGGUAAGAGAAAAAAGAGAUGGUACAACAAGUAGGCCUAAUGGUUAGCGCCUGAGAAUGUACUGUAACUAGAAACAUAUUAUCUCUGAGAAUGUACUGUAACUAGAAACAUAUUAUCUCUGAGAAUGUACUGUAACUAGAAACAUAUUAUCUCUGAGAAUGUACUGUAACUAGAAACAUAUUAUCUCUGAGAAUGUACUGUAACUAGAAACAUAUUAUCUCUGAGAAAUGCCAAUUUACAAAAUCCACAGGAACCCUCACUAUUUCAGAAAACAAAACUCUUCUUUUGGCAUUUAUUGUUCAGUGGAGUCUGCAUUGAAACUUGCAUCUGUCUGACAUGCUAUGCAUUAUCCAUGGAGGAGCAGAAUGUUGUGCAUAGUAAAUCUGACAUACAGUACAUAUGUAGGAUCUUAAAACCUUUUACUGCAGUGGACUAAAACAGGGUCACACAGAGUGUUUCUUGGUAGUCUUAAACAAAUCUACUUUGAAAGAAAAGUAUACACCUCACACACAUGGUUAUGGGCUUAAAAAUGAAGAUACCUGUACCAUGUCAGAUAUAGAUCAUGUUUUAAAUGUACACCUUAUAUACAUCACAGAAGACUGAAAUAUAACAAAAGCUUUGACAUAGAAACACACGUCGUAAAAAAAAAAAAAAGUUCCUUAAUUAUGAAAUUAUGAAAACUAUUAAUAACAUUCCACCCAUGAGGCAACUAGGUCAUUUGACUGCAGGAAAGGGCUACUUCGAUCCCCCUGUUGCAUGAGAGCUUUCCUGCAAUGCAGGACAUUUAAAACUUGUAUCGUAUUUGAGGUUUAAAUAGGUUUCUGGAGUUUGUAAUUUCCAGACUUGGUUUCCCCUUACGAAAAGUAUAUCAACCCCUAAAAAAAUGUAAUUCAUUAUAAUCCACAUAAUAAUUCACAUUUCCUGUUGCUGGAUUAUUUUCUUGCUGUAGCAAACUGGCUGAAAUUAAGAUCCUACAUCUGUAGUUCAGCAGCACAGUGGUUUAAACUAAAGCAUACUUAAGCACAUAAGGGUAAAACAUGUAGAAGUGAUCUUAAACUAUGGAGCUCUAUGGGGAUGUUUUUGCUGAGUUGAGUUUUUACCACAUACACAAACAGUUAGAGUUGGCUGCUCGAAACAGACUGAUUUUCCCUACCUUUUGUUUGUAUUGUAACAAAAGCUGAUCAAACUAUUGAACAUGACCAUUAUGGAAAAGGCACUAAUUAUGCUAAUGAGGUUCACCCAACAAGGAAUACGUCCACCCAUCAACGUCUUCAUCUCUAACACCUGAAGCAUCAGGUAUUGCUACUUCUGCUGUCUCUACUUCAUAGCAGGAUGUGGUCAAAACUUCUAGGAACUCUGCCUCAACUUCAGUUGAUCACAACAACUGCUCUGUUCUGUUGACAUUCUCUGUAUUGAUCUGUGUAAAACGUAAUCAUUGAAGCAGCGUGUGCUUUCUCUACCUCGAUUUUUGUAAAGUACUUGUUCAUUAUUAUUGCAAACAGAUAUCUAUUCCUGGCUUGCACUAUAUUUGGUCAUAUGAUUCCAUGUUAUUUAAAGUGUCUAGUGUCAACAAAAUUCAUUCACAUACCGUCUACAACUGCUUUGACGACAUUAUUCUCUGAAAUUUACCUGGAGAAAUGAAAGCAUAUUUAUUUCAACACUUUGUAAAUAAAGCAGCACUUGGU